GGCCAAGAGCGAUUCCGCACUAUCACGUCCUCCUACUAUAGACACGCUCGUGGUAUCAUUGUUAUGUACGAUGUUACUGAUAACGACACUUUUAUGAAUGUCAAGCAAUGGCUAUGGGAGAUAAACCGGUAUGCAUCUGAGGGCGUCAAUAAGCUGCUGGUUGGGAAUAAGAGUGAUCUCACCAGCAAG
Messenger RNA from Suillus clintonianus, 189 nucleotides. Its product is annotated as small GTPase superfamily. Gene Ontology annotation, molecular function: GTPase activity; GTP binding. NCBI's taxonomy places the organism in Eukaryota, Fungi, Basidiomycota, Agaricomycetes, Boletales, Suillaceae. The record is from RefSeq and is a predicted model, not a curated record. The annotation marks the transcript as partial. The transcript is spliced from 2 exons.